UUCCUUUUCUUCGUGGUGGAGGUGGUGGUGAGCCGGGUCACGUCGUCGCUGGCCAUGCUCUCCGACUCCUUCCACAUGCUCUCCGAUGUCAUGGCCCUGGUCGUGGCGCUGGUGGCCGUGCGCUUCGCCCAGCGCACCCGUGCCACCAAGAAGAACACCUUCGGGUGGGUGCGGGCCGAGGUGAUGGGUGCCCUAGUCAACGCCGUCUUUCUCACCGCCCUCUGCUUCACCAUCCUGCUGGAGGCCAUCGAGCGCUUCACGGAGCCCCAUGAGAUCCAGCAGCCGCUGGUGGUCAUCGGUGUGGGGGUGGCAGGACUCAUCAUCAACCUGCUGGGGCUCUGCCUCUUCAACCACCACGGUGUCGGGGGCCACGGCCAUUCCCAUGGCCACGGGCACUCGCACAGCGGCAGGCAGCACUCCCGCAGCAGCCCCAAGCCUGAGCAGCCACACGGGGAUGGGGAAGCUGCACUGAACCGGGAGGAGACCAGCACCUUAGUGGAGAACUGCAGAAGCUCCAACGGAGUCAGCCAGGAGAAGCUAGGUGAUAUGAAAGAUGACAUGACUGACCUACAAGUGAAUGGGAACGCUGGUCAUUAUCCUCUGGAUGUAGAGGAGGUUGAAGAAGACUCUAGUGCACAGCUUAACAUGCGUGGAGUUUUUCUGCAUGUUUUUGGAGAUGCCUUAGGUUCAGUAAUUGUGGUGGUGAAUGCCUUGCUCUUUUAUGGGUUGUGGAAUCCAUGCCCCAAAGAUGGGCCCUGCUUUAAUCCAUGUGUCAAUAAUCAUUGCAUGGAAAACGCUACUUUAUCCCAAACACUUGGCAGAGAAAACAAGUCUGAGCAAGAGAGCAUUACAGUGGCUGGUCCAUGCUGGUUGCUAUAUUUAGAUCCCGUCCUUUGUUUGAUCAUGGUGUGUAUACUCCUGUACACAACUUACCCAUUACUUAGGGAGUCAGCCCUUAUACUUCUACAGACUGUUCCCAAACAAAUAGAUGUUCAUUCUUUGAACUCAAAAUUACGUACCCUUGAAGGAGUCGAAGCAGUCCAUGAAUUACACAUUUGGCAGCUAGCAGGCAGUAGGAUCAUCGGCACUGCUCACAUAAAGUGUCCUGACCCUUCCACGUACAUGAUGGUGGCAAAGCGCAUCAAAGAGAUCUUUCAUGAUGAAGGGAUUCAUGCGACCACCAUUCAGCCUGAGUUUGCCAGCGUUGGCUCUGAAUCAGGGAGAGGGAAAUGUGAGUUUCCUUGCAGGACUCAGUGUGCUUUGAAGCAGUGUUGUGGAACAGGAGAAGAUAGUACUGCAAAGAAGACAGAAAAAUCUUCGUCACUUAGUAUUUCUUGUUCAGAAGUUGUCAUUGAAUUUCCAAAAAGUAGGAGGACUAAAUCGGAGAGCAUCCCUUCAGUUAAGCUAGAGGCAAACACCGAUCAAAAUGAGCAGUUUGAAUCAUCUUUGUAACUGCCCGAAUGGUGCUACGUGAGUUAUGGUGACUUUGACAACACCUAUAUUGCAAGAGGAAGAGACAGACGUUUGAGAUGCAAUUCUGCCAAGUAGUGUAAUUGCUGAAGUCCUUGUUCAUGUCAUAUUGCUAAAUCUAGAAUGCUUGUUUUAAAGAACAUACUGUCACUGUCAUGAUACAAUGUAUUUGUGUUGACUUUGUACUGAGACAGACAGAAAGUGCAGCGAUGCUGUAACAACUUCAGAAAACCAGUUUCAACUUUUCAGCAGAGACACUUUUUGCUGUGCUUCAAAUUAAGAUAUUUUUUCCAGUGAAAAGGUAUUUGAGGAACUCGAUUUGUGUUACAUAUUUCUUGGACCUACUCUUUCCUUUAAUAUUUGAUUUGUAGAUAUUUUAAUAUAUUGUUUAUUUAGAAGCCCUAAGGAAACCAAAGUUCAUAGAACAUUUUUAAAGAUAUAACUACUUAAAACUGGAAACCACUUUGCAGUUUCACAUAUUUUUCUUAAACCUAUAUAAUAAUAAACGUGAAGGCUUUUCUAAUGAAUUUAUCGUAUAGCAUAUUUUAAAGAGAACAUCAUGUGAUUGUUAUAAACUGUCCCCACUCUUUCUGGUAAGGUAGCGAGGGAAUUAAAAUCAACUGCUUGUGAAAAUAUCAGAUGUGAAAGGUUUUUUUUUUUUCUAUCAGAAUGGAAGUUCAAGCUACUGUAUACUGCUCUGUGAUCAAGAUGUAAGACCGACCGAUAAAGUAAUGCAUGCUUU
Messenger RNA from Pterocles gutturalis (yellow-throated sandgrouse), 2212 nucleotides. It is a transcript of the gene SLC30A1, whose product is annotated as solute carrier family 30 (zinc transporter), member 1. The annotation marks the transcript as partial. Gene Ontology annotation, biological process: zinc ion transmembrane transport; detoxification of zinc ion; intracellular zinc ion homeostasis. Lineage: Eukaryota; Metazoa; Chordata; Aves; Pterocliformes; Pteroclidae. The transcript has 2 exons. Gene Ontology annotation, molecular function: calcium channel inhibitor activity; zinc ion transmembrane transporter activity. The record is from RefSeq and is a predicted model, not a curated record. Gene Ontology annotation, cellular component: Golgi apparatus; endoplasmic reticulum; membrane.